AUGGAAUAUACUUCUUUUAUCAGUGAAGAAAACAUUAUACUUGAAAAAAAAUUAAAGACAGAAGAAAAUGAACAAGUAAAACCUGAAUUUAUUAAAGAAGAACCAAUUGAAGACGGCUCUUCCAGUGCUGAAACAAUAAAAUAUCGCAAACGAGGUCAUUUAAAUGUACACAAACGAAUUCAUCCUGGUGCAGAACGAUUUUCAUGUGCAGAUUGUGGUAAAACAUUUACUGAGCAACGCUAUUUAAAUUCACAUAAACGACGUCACCACACUGGAGAAAAACCGUUUUCAUGUAAAGUUUGUGAGAAAACAUUUACGGAGCAACGCUAUUUAAACUCACAUAAACGACUUCACACUGGAGAAAAACGUUUUUCACGUAAAGUUUGUGGUAAAGAAUUUAAUUGGGAAAUAUGUUCAAAUGCUCAUAAACGAAUUCACGCUGGGGAAAAAGUUGGAUUUCCUUGA
Molecule: messenger RNA, 465 nt
Organism: Chrysoperla carnea
Lineage: Eukaryota; Metazoa; Arthropoda; Insecta; Neuroptera; Chrysopidae
Product: gastrula zinc finger protein XlCGF67.1-like
Exons: 2
Coding region: 1-465 (154 amino acids)
Biological process (GO): negative regulation of transcription by RNA polymerase II
Molecular function (GO): DNA-binding transcription repressor activity, RNA polymerase II-specific
Source: RefSeq, a predicted model, not a curated record